AUGCCCCGCCAGCACGCGGGCGUGAGGAGCGGCGCGCCGGCGGCGGCGGCGGGCGGGGGGCGCACGGGCGGCGGCAUGAAGGAUGUGGAGUCGGGCCGGGCCAGGGCGCUGCUGAACUCGGCAGCCGCCGGGGGCGACGGGCUGCUGCUGCUGGGCACCCGCGCGGCGGCGCUGGGUGGCGGCGGCCUGCGGGAGAGCCGGCGGGGCAAGCAGGGCGCCCGGAUGAGCCUGCUCGGGAAGCCGCUCUCCUACACCAGCGGCCAGAGCUGCCGGCGCAACGUCAAGUACCGGCGGCUGCAGAACUACCUGUAUAACGUGCUGGAGAGGCCCCGCGGCUGGGCGUUCGUCUACCACGCGUUCGUUUUUCUCCUCGUCUUUGGUUGCUUGAUUUUGUCAGUGUUUUCCACCAUCCCUGAGCACACCAAAUUGGCCUCCAGUUGCCUCUUGAUUCUGGAAUUCGUGAUGAUCGUCGUCUUUGGUUUGGAGUUCAUCAUUCGAAUCUGGUCUGCAGGCUGUUGCUGCCGAUACCGCGGAUGGCAGGGAAGACUGAGAUUCGCCCGAAAGCCGUUCUGUGUCAUAGAUACCACUGUCCUCAUCGCCUCCAUAGCGGUGGUGUCUGCCAAAACUCAGGGUAACAUCUUCGCCACGUGGGCACUGCGCAGCCUGCGCUUCCUGCAGAUCCUCUGCAUGGUGCGCAUGGACCGGCGCGGCGGAACCUGGAAGCUGCUGGGCUCCGUAGUCUACGCGCACAGCAAGGAAUUAAUCACAGCUUGGUACAUAGGAUUUUUGGUUCUGAUUUUUUCAUCUUUCCUUGUCUAUCUGGUGGAAAAGGAUGCUAAUAAGGAGUUUUCUACAUACGCGGAUGCUCUCUGGUGGGGCACGAUAACGUUGACCACGAUCGGUUAUGGAGACAAAACCCCCCUGACGUGGCUGGGAAGGCUGCUGUCAGCAGGCUUCGCGCUCCUGGGUAUUUCUUUUUUUGCACUUCCUGCUGGCAUUCUUGGCUCAGGUUUUGCAUUAAAAGUACAAGAACAGCACCGCCAGAAACACUUUGAGAGAAGAUGGAACCCAGCUGCCAACCUCAUUCAGUGCGUUUGGCGUAGUUACGCAGCUGAUGAGAAAUCUGUCUCCGUUGCAACUUGGAAGCCGCACCUGAAGGCCUUGCACACCUGUAGCCCCACCAAUCAGGUCUGUAGUCAUAAGCAGAAGCUCUUCAGAAUACACACCUCAUGGAGGCAGAGCCAGAAGCUCAGCUUCAAGGAUCGCGUGUGCAUGGCCAGCCCUCUGGGCCAGAGCGUCAAGAGCAGGCAGGCAUCGCUGGGGGACAGGCGGUCCCCCAGCACGGACAUCACGGCUGAAGGCAGCCCCACCAAAGUGCAGAAGAGCUGGAGCUUCAACGACCGCACGCGCUUCCGGCCCUCCCUGCGCCUGAAGAGCUCGCAGCCCAAGCCGGUGGUGGACGGUGAGUUACCCCGGUCUCUCCAUAACCGUGUAUUACACGAACGCAAGGACCAAGAGGCAGAUUCUGCCUGGUGCCACUUGGAGAGAAGGCAGGAAGCAACCCCAGGGUAA
Messenger RNA from Odocoileus virginianus texanus, 1572 nucleotides. NCBI's taxonomy places the organism in Eukaryota, Metazoa, Chordata, Mammalia, Artiodactyla, Cervidae. The record is from RefSeq and is a predicted model, not a curated record.